Molecule: messenger RNA, 1437 nt
Organism: Hermetia illucens (black soldier fly)
Lineage: Eukaryota; Metazoa; Arthropoda; Insecta; Diptera; Stratiomyidae
Product: cingulin-like protein 1
Exons: 4
Coding region: 1-1437 (478 amino acids)
Source: RefSeq, a predicted model, not a curated record
AUGGAGAAAGAUCGAGCGGUAAAAGAGAAUGAUACACUGCGUGGUCAAAUUUCUAAUGAAGACAUUGAGGAUUUGUUGGAUCAGUUGAAUGGCUGCAAGCGAGAGAAUCAGAGACUGCAGGGGUUGCUAAGUGAGGGCGGUUCUCGGCAUUUCGAUGAGAUGUUUGAUGAACUUAAUGAAUUACGAUCCAAGAUGAAUGAAUGCGAAGAAGAAAAAAAGAAACUAAACGACAGAGUACAGGAGUUGGAAAAGCUUCUUCAGGCCAAAAAGCAGGAGGCAGUUGACUCUUGUCAGGCUCGUGUGGCCGAAUUGGAACAACAGGUGGCGAAGUUGACCAAGGAGUUGGAGGACAGCAUAAACAAUUGUGCACAACAGGUUGCGGAGAUGAAGAACCAAAUAAAUAAAGACAAAGUUGACUUAGAUGAGCAACUGGACAAAACGAUAGCGAGUCAGGAAGACAAACAGAAAGACCAGGAGAGUGUUAUCAAUAAUUGCCAGCAACAACUUGACGAACUCAAAGCCCAGUUGAUGCAGGAGGUUGAAAAGUGCCGAAAAGAGAAGGAAGAAAUGCAGAAACAUGUGUCGAAACUUGAGGAUGCUAAGGAUGAUCUUGGAAAAGCCGAAGACGAAAUUGUUCAGGAUCUCAGUGAUAUUGAACAACGUCUGGAGCAAUGCAUGCGAGAGAAUCAGACUCUCCAGAAAGAACGCGAUGACUUGGGUAAUCAACUGAAAGAAGCGAAAAUCACCGCUCAAAAUGAGAUCGAUAAACUGCGCGAUGAAAUGAAACAAAAAGAAGCAAGGGAAAAGGAAGCCGCAUCCGUACAGGAGAAAGUAGAGAAUAUCGCAAUUGAUGUUAAUAAUGGGGAUGAACAGUUGAAAGCUACAGAUUGUUCAGCGUACAUCAAAAAAAUCGAUGAGUUGAAAGCGGCGAUUGCUAAACACUUAGAAGAAAUUAAAAAGCAAGCAGACCUCCUGGACAAUCUGAAGAAAGAAGUAGAAGCAGCGAAGGUUGCGAAAUCCGAACUCGAAUCCGAAUUAGCAAGAACAAAAGCUGAUAAGGAAUCUGCAAAUCAAGCACUGAAAGACCAGCAACUCGAGAACCUCGUGAAAGACAUUGAAAAUGAACGUAAGAAAAAUAAGGAGCUGGAAGGACUGAUUGCUGAGCUGGAGCAAAAAAUUAAGGACCUUCAAAAUAAGCCUGCUACGAUAGCGCCGUCCACAGAUAUAAAUGUUCAAGGUGCUGUUGAAAAAGUAAAGGAUCAAUUACAGGCGGAAACCAAUAAAAAUAAUACUUUGAGUGCUGAAUUGCAAGCAUGCAAGGCCUCUUUGGCUGAUGCGCAGAAAAAGCUGGAAGAGACUCAGAAAGCUUUGCAGCAAGCAAGGAUCGAAAUUCCACAAUCAGAUUGCGAGAGGGAGCUCGCAAACUGCAGGACAUAA